UGGAGACAGCCAUUCGUCAUUCUUUGAAUUCGCAUUAUUUUUUUGCCAUUCACCUCGCUAUUCCAAAGUUUUUUACGUCAACAAGGGCCUCGAGUUAUUCAUAAUUACCGCAUAAAGAGCUACACAUCAGACCCCUCAACAAUCAAAACAAAGGAGAUACGAGUGACAAUCCAAAAUGCCGAGGCGCAAGAAUCACCAGACAAAAGUGGCAAUUGGGGAGGAUACGAGGAUAGCUGUUAAUUUGACUGUGAAAAAAUUGCUGGACUGUCCUGAGCAGAAGGAGCUGGAGUUUCCCUCGUCCUAUACAGCUGAAGAGAGGGCUUAUAUUCAUCAAUUGGCAGCUCAGCUUGGAUUGAAGUCCAAAAGUCGAGGAAAAGGAGCUAAUAGAUUCCUCACAGUGUACAAACGCGAGGGUUCUACAAUAAUCCAAUCAGACGCGUCAAUAAAACUGAACAAGCUUUCUAAACAAACAAUGCUCAAUCUAAUCCAGAAAUUCCCCUUGAACAACAAAGAGAGACAGGAUCUACUCCCUCCAACCGAGCGAGAGCGCACGAUGGACAACGAGGUGACAACAAACACAAAAGCCAUGGGCAGACUGAAUGGUACAAUAGCUCAGGUGCCUCAGCUGCGAACGAAUCAGGACCUCGUGCAGCUGCGAAGGAGCUUGACAGUCUUCAACGCUCGUGAGAAGAUCCUGGAGGCCCUCUCCUCAAGUCAAGUGGUGAUAAUAGCUGGUGAGACCGGCUCAGGAAAGACCACGCAAGUCCCCCAGUACAUCCUCGAGCAUUGCCAGCAGAAAAACCAGGCCUGCAGGAUAAUCUGCACCCAGCCAAGACGACUCUCAGCUGUUUCAGUUGCUGAAAGAGUUGCUUUUGAACGUGACGAGAAGAUUGGACAGACUUACGGGUAUCAGAUAAGACUGGAGAGUCGAGUGGCGCCCAAGACCCUGUUGACAUACUGCACAAACGGAGUUCUCUUGAGAACACUGAUGGGAGGUGACGCAGCGCUGGGGACAAUCACUCACAUAAUAGUCGACGAGGUCCACGAACGCGAUCGCUUCUGUGAUUUUCUCCUGAUCGCCCUCAAGGAAGCUCUGGUCAAGUUCAGAUCACUGAAGCUCAUCCUGAUGAGUGCAACCAUGGACACUAACAUCUUCGUCAAGUACUUCACCCAGUGCAGCGUAAUAAACGUCCCAGGAAGGUCCUACGACGUUGACGUAUACUUCCUCGAAGACGUCCUCAAGAUCACUGGGUACACAACCGACAGAAUGCAUGAGAAGCGAAAAGAGUUGAUAAAUAAAAAAGAACAGAGAAAAGUCCUGGACUCCUGGACGCAGUACACCCCUCAGCAGACGGGGCGAGCUCCAGUGAAUGGCAAGCCCCCAGUGCCAUCGCCAAUCCUGGGACAACAGACUGAACCCCAGCCCGAGAGAGUCGAGCUGGAGCCCUGGCUGAGGGAGGAAAUGGACAAGAGUAUUUCAGAUGCCUGGUUGAUCGGUGGAGAAGACAAUUUCGCUCAGCUGCUGCACUUGAUUCUCUCCGAGAACAUUUCCGUCGACUACCAGCACAGCAGCACCCUGGUGACACCUCUCAUGGUGGCAGCUGGCCGAGGCUGCCUCAACACGACUGAGCAACUCCUCAAUCUGGGGGCCAAUCUGAAUAUCCGAGCAAGUAACGAGUGGACAGCCCUCGACUGGGCGAAGAAGAUGAACCAGAUUGAGUGUGCUGAGCUAAUCGAAGCCUACCUCAAAACUUACGACUGUAAACUCGAGGAUUCCGGGGUUCAAAAUAUCGACACACCCCUCUCAGAAGAAGACAAAUUCCUCCUCGACAUUUAUCACAAUACUUUCAACGACGACAACAUCAACUAUGACCUUCUAUUCAUCUUGAUCCAGUACAUCCACACGAAACAGCCCCCAGGAUCGAUCCUGGUCUUCCUCCCAGGGUACGACGACAUCGUCAUGAUGAGGGACAGGAUAAACUCUGAGGAGAAGCGGAUGAACCAGCCAAUGAUCUACGACUUAUUCGUCCUCCAUUCGAACAUGCAGACAGCCGAUCAGAAACGAGUAUUCCGGCCCAGUCUCCCCGGCUACAGGAAGAUCAUUCUGUCGACGAAUAUCGCUGAGACAAGCAUAACAAUAGACGACGUUGUCUACGUGAUAGACUCUGGAAAAGUGAAGGAGAAGUCAUUCGAUGCGAUCUCGGGGGUCUGCACCCUGAGGUCCAAUUGGAUCUCCCAGGCGUGUGCUAAACAACGAAAGGGUAGAGCUGGUAGAUGCCAAAAGGGCAUUUGCUACAGGCUAUUCUCCUCGAUUCGUUACAACAGCAUGCAGGCGUACUCGACACCAGAAAUCCUGAGACUACCCCUCCAAGAGUUGUGUCUGUUCACCAAGCACUUGGCCCCAGGGAACACGCCGAUUGCCGAGUACCUUGACAGGGCCCUCGAGCCCCCAUCCAACAUAGUAACGAGGAAUGCUGUGCAGUUGUUGAAAUCUAUUGACGCCCUCGAUGCCUGGGAGGACCUGACAGAACUUGGCACUCAUCUCCUAGACCUUCCAGUGGAGCCCAGACUUGGGAAAAUGUUGCUUUACGCUGUCGUCCUCAAGUGUUUGGAUCCAAUCCUGACGAUUGUCUGCAGUCUUGCUUAUAAGGAUCCAUUUCUGCUGCCGUCACAGCCCUCUCAGAAGCGCGCAGCGACAGCAGCGAGGAAGACCUUUGCGUCAGGCUCUUACUCAGAUCACAUGGCAGUGCUGAGGGCUUUCCAAUUGUGGCAGCAGGCGAGGGCCUCUGGGUGGGAGAGGAAGUUCUGUGAGAAGAAUUUUAUAUCAUCAGCUGUGAUGGAGAUGAUCACGGGGAUGAGAUCUCAGUUGCUGGGGCAGCUCAGGGCCUCGGGAUUCGUGAGGGCCAGGGGCACUGGGGAUAUCAAGGAUCUCAAUUGGAACUCGGAGAACUGGGCUGUCGUCAAGGCUGCGCUCACUGCUGGCCUCUAUCCCAAUUUGAUCAGGGUGGACAGGGAGCAUGGACAGCUGAGGACUCAGAAGGAGUCCAAGGUCUUCUUUCAUCCGUCCUCGACGUUGAAAGAGUUCUCAAAGUCCACUAGGACCACCUCAGCGCAGUCACACUCGGCCAGUGUUCACACACUGCCCUCUGAUUGGCUGAUUUACGAGGAGAUGAGCAGAGCUGGACGGUUCUGUCACGUUAAGACUGUAACUCUAGUCAAUCCUAUUACUGUUGCUUUACUCAGUGGACCUGCUAGGCUGGCAAUGGAUACCAUUUAUGAGACGGAGUCUGUUCCGGAGAGUGAGUCGGAUUCUGAGGCUGAGGAGACGCGCGAGGGCAUGACUAUUCUUAAAUUGGAUGACUGGGUUGUCUUCAAGCUGGACUUUGAGGCAGCCAGGCUGAUUUUACAUUUGAGGCAGAAGUGGAAUGCACUUUUCUUGAGGAGAAUGAAGAAUCCUACGAGGAGCAUGACAGCACUGGACGAUCAGGUAGUCAAGGCCAUGGUUUCUAUCAUCAGUAAUGAGGAGCAGGCUUGUGAGCUACCGCAGCCUUCCGGCAUUGGACAGAGGCCUAGACCACUCAUUGUUGAUUAUUAUCCCGCCAAUGCGAGGAGGAAUGACGAUGAGGACAGAACUUACUAGGAAAUUUUUAAUUCGAUGCGAGACUUUUUCUACUGAACAGCUUAUUUGUCAUCUUGAGGGUUUUGGGGCUGUGGGGUGUUAUCAGUAUUCUAUUUUCCGGGGGUUGGCUCCAGGGCCUCGAGGAAUGGAAUUGUAAAUUUUUAGUGUUAUGGGUUUCGAGACAGUUGGGGUUUUGCAAGAUUUUUUUUUCUGAAAGUGAUAAUUGAUGUGAAAAUAUGACGCGUUUUUUUUGUUUUGAUAAUAGACGAUUGGUCUGGUAUGUCUGCAGUGGGGACUGGGAAUAUGUGUCGAAUAUUUUUUAUUCAAUUUUUAGACGUCAUUGUUUUAUCCAGGAGAAAAAUUUAUGCAAAACAAAAUUGUCGAGAGUAUUCUUUCUGUUACUCAUUUUGAUUUGAUGGGUAAAGUAGCUGUAAGCUAAAUGCAAUGAAUAGGCUGUGCAAAGUAGAAUUACGAGGGGAAGUCUCUUCAGUCCGUUAGCUAUUGAAAUUAAUAUUUUGUUAUUGGAGGAUUGGGGGAGUUCAUGGCAUGCGGUAUUCAUGAAUCAUUACAUUGCAAUUACUUCGUUCAUAUUCGGUUCAUCGAUAUUUUUCCUCUGAAUGAGAAUCCCAAUCUCUGAUGACUGUAAGUCACCGUCAAUUCUUCGAGACAGCAUCUACUGUUACGAAUAUUUGAGAAAUAAUAAAUAUAUCUCAGUUAUUCCCGCGAAUCUUCUCGAUGGUUUUUUUCAUAUUUUUUUUUAUGAUAACGAGCAAAUGUUUCGUUUCAUUUCGUACAAUACUCAAUUGUUUGAUAGAGGGUAUAAAAUACCGCUCUCAUUCAAUGUAUUAUAAUUCAUUCAUAUUCUCCAUGUUCUUUAAAUAAUAUUUCAUGAGUGUAAAUUGUACUACAAUAAAAGAAAAUUGAAUGAAAAAUUUAA
This is a messenger RNA of Diachasma alloeum, 4556 nucleotides long. Its product is annotated as 3'-5' RNA helicase YTHDC2. Gene Ontology annotation, cellular component: intracellular anatomical structure. The record is from RefSeq and is a predicted model, not a curated record. NCBI's taxonomy places the organism in Eukaryota, Metazoa, Arthropoda, Insecta, Hymenoptera, Braconidae. Gene Ontology annotation, molecular function: RNA binding; protein binding; ATP binding. The transcript has 4 exons. The coding region runs from base 176 to 3640 and encodes 1154 amino acids.